GCGGUGCAAGAAUAGAGAGCAAGCAAACCAAGGUGAAGAGCCUAUCAGAGGGUGGGUGGGGCGAGGGGCAAAAACCCUGGGGAGUAUAAAGAAAAACGCAAGAAGAUGUCAUCAACAACGGUCCACGUCUCCAACAUCUCGCACGACACCUCCCAGCAGGAAGUCCGAGACUUCUUCUCAUUCUGCGGCAAAAUCACAAACCUGGUCAUCACUCCAAGCAGCUCGGACCCCAAUGCCACACUCUCGGCAACGGUAACCUACGAGCGCGAACCCGCCGCGAAAACUGCUCUUCUCCUUGACGGGACAAAGCUCGGCAGCAACCCGGUGCACGUAGAGGCCACGCACUCCAUCGACGAGCUCGCCCAGGGCCACCUUGCCCGCGGUGAUGCCGACCAAGAUCAUCCGAAGGACAUCGUGCAGCAGGAGGACAAGCCAAAGACGGCGAUUCUAGCAGAGUACCUCAGCCACGGAUACGUCAUUGGCGAUUCCGCCUUGCAGAGGGGAAUCGAGGUGGACUCUAAACAUGGCAUUUCACGCCGCUUCCUAACCACGCUAAAUUCGGCAUUGCAGGCCGUUGACUCGCGUGUUCACGCUGCCGAUACCGCCAAAUCCGUCGACACCCAGUAUCAUGUUUCGGAUCGCGCGCUAGAGGCCAAGAAUACGCUCACCACCUAUUUUGAAAAAGCGCUCGGAACCUCGACCGGCCAGAAAAUCCGGAGCUUCUACGAGCAAGGCGGAAAGAGCCUGUUGGACAUCCACAAUGAAGCGAAGAGGUUGGCGGAAUUGAGGAAGCAGCAGAAUAGGAAGAGCGCGGAUGAAGGGCCACUCGUUGGGCCCGAGAAGACUACCUGCGCCUGUGGCGGUAAUGCAGGUGUUUGUAGCUGCGAGGCCGGAAAGUGCGCUUGUGUGGGAUGUGAUAUGGGCCAGAAGGAGACAAAGGGUGAUUCGGCCCAGUACCAACUUGGGGAGGCCUCCAGGGACGCGGCCGACGCUACGAAGGAUCUUGCAACCGGGAGUGGUGAGAAGAGCACGUAUCAUUAAGCUUUGAUUCGAGAUGAGGUGAUGUGGGGGGGGUAUUGGCGUCUGAUUGGGGUUAUCGCUUUUUUCUUUUCUUUUUUUCUUUCUUCCGUUUGUGCUGUUGGGUUUGCCUCGUCUAUCUGUCUACGGUUGUCUAGUUUGGUCUAGUCUAGUUUGCUCUACUCCCCCAGCUUUGCAAGCCCGUAAAUAGAAGUUUGGGUAAUCCACCA
Molecule: messenger RNA, 1247 nt
Organism: Tuber melanosporum (Perigord truffle)
Lineage: Eukaryota; Fungi; Ascomycota; Pezizomycetes; Pezizales; Tuberaceae
Exons: 2
Coding region: 106-1041 (311 amino acids)
Molecular function (GO): RNA binding
Source: RefSeq, a predicted model, not a curated record